UUAGCAUUAGGUGACGCAAUCGCUCCUGGCUGUUAUAGUGUCGGCUCUCAGCAGGAGUGCAGCGUGACGUUAAAGAGUCAUUACGGCGACAUGUCUCUCAGUAAAGUCGUUCGGAGUUUAAUUAAACCGGCCCGGGGCCUGCUGGCGUCAUCGGAACCGAACCUGAAACGGAGCUACGCGGCUGUCGCUGAGGCCAAAGCUGUCCUGGACCACGAACUGGACACGAUCCGAGCCGCGGGGACGUGGAAGGCGGAGAGGAUCAUUACCUCCAAGCAGGGUCCGCUGAUCAACGUGGAAGGCAGCCGUGAGAGUAUACUGAAUUUCUGCGCCAACAACUACCUCGGCCUGUCCAGUCACCCUGAGGUAGUCCAGGCGGGAAUAGAUGCCCUGAAGACGCAUGGUGCUGGACUGAGCUCUGUCAGAUUCAUCUGUGGGACGCAGGAUCUUCACAAAAAUCUGGAGCAGAAGCUGGCAGAGUUUCAUGAGAGGGAGGACUGCAUCCUCUACGCCAGCUGUUUUGACGCUAACGCCGGGUUGUUUGAGGUCCUGUUGGGCCCAGAUGACGCCGUGCUGUCAGAUGAGCUCAACCAUGCCUCCAUCAUCGACGGGAUUCGCCUGUGCCGGGCAAAGAGGCUGCGCUACAAACACAUGGACCUCAAAGACCUGGAGGAGAAGCUCAGAGAGGCUCAGUCUUCUCGAAUGCGCCUCGUGGUGACAGAUGGAGUCUUCUCCAUGGAUGGAGACGUUGCUCCCCUGCGAGGAAUCUGCGACCUCGCCGAACAGUACGGAGCCAUGGUGUUCAUAGAUGAAUGUCACGCCACAGGUUUCCUGGGGCCUCGGGGCAGAGGAACCGAUGAGCUCCUGGGAGUGAUGGACAGAGUUCAGAUUGUGAACUCCACUCUGGGAAAAGCCUUGGGAGGAGCAGCAGGUGGUUACACAGUUGGUCCAAAGCCUCUCAUUGACCUGCUCAGGCAGCGCUCGCGGCCUUACCUGUUCUCCAACGCCCUCCCACCUCCUGUGGUGGGUUGUGCGACCCGGGCUGUGGAGCUACUGCUCGCCUCCAAUGAGAUCGCACAGAGCAUGACGGCUAAAACCAUGAGGUUCCGGAACAAGAUGACGCAGGCUGGCUUCACCAUCUCAGGCUCGUCACAUCCCAUUUGUCCCGUGAUGCUCGGCGAUGCACCUUUGGCCUCUCUGAUGGCCGAUGACAUGCUGAAGCAUGGAAUCUAUGUGAUUGGAUUCUCCUACCCAGUCGUGCCAAAGGGCAAAGCCAGAAUCCGGGUUCAGAUUUCAGCAGCCCACACCGACAGCAACAUCGAUCGCUGCCUGGACGCUUUCAUCCAGACGGGCAGGAAGCACGGAGUCAUCUCCUGAAAGGAGGAAGAGACGCAAGAAUCGGGAGACAUCAGCAAACUGCUCGGCCUUAUGGAUGACACUGGUUGUUACUGAUGAAUAAUGAUGAUUGAAAUUUUAGGCUCAUAGGUCAAUUUAAAAUGAAUGUUGUUUUUCUGUUUUCGUAGAUGAAUAAAGUAAUUUUGCUGGAGUGUAGGUGAUUAUAUUUGAAGACAAAAAGGGCUAAAAAUUAAAUUACUCCUGCACUACGUCUUAUAGGAGAAAGAAUGUUUCUCCUCAGUCCAUGAAUGUGAUUGAAAAUGAUUGCUGGAGCUAUUUUGACCGGUUUAGUGUUGCCUUGACUAAUAUAAUAAACUUAUCUUUUGGAUAUUAAA
Girardinichthys multiradiatus is the source of this 1727-nucleotide messenger RNA. Its product is annotated as 2-amino-3-ketobutyrate coenzyme A ligase, mitochondrial-like. The record is from RefSeq and is a predicted model, not a curated record. The transcript is spliced from 9 exons. Lineage: Eukaryota; Metazoa; Chordata; Actinopteri; Cyprinodontiformes; Goodeidae. Bases 91 to 1374 code for a protein of 427 amino acids. Gene Ontology annotation, molecular function: pyridoxal phosphate binding; glycine C-acetyltransferase activity. Gene Ontology annotation, biological process: biosynthetic process; L-threonine catabolic process.